ACCCUUGUGCUGAGUGUUCCAUCUCCGAGUACCAGAGACAUCUUUCGCAGAAACAUCGAGCAAAUCCGAGCAAAAAACGAUUGGCAUUAAAUGCCUCCCGGUCUAUUGUGCAAAAUAAAUAAGCAACCCCUUCUAAUUGGCUCAACCUAGCUUAAAUUAGUUAAACCAAAAAAAACAUUCUGGGACAUAUUUCGAUCUUUGCGAAAUAUUCCCCAAGCCCCCAUUUGUUGCGGACUUUGAGUUUGGCCUUUGAAUGCUGCUGCAGCAGAGCGGAAAAAUCAUCAACCUCGAUCAGCAUUUCGCAGAGUGCUGGAACCGAAGCUCCCUAAGAAACUUUGACUUUUUCUCCUUUCUGAGCGCCAUUUCCCUAAGUGUUGCUAAGAUGGCCGCCAUUCCCCAAGGUGCAUUCGCUGCCUGCAAGAUCCGCGAGCAAUUCAACGAACGGGAGCUGAUUGUCGCCCGUCUGAGGUCCGCUGCUUCCGAUAAGGGUUCCGUUGACAACGGCAACGGUCUAACCCAGCGCGAGUACUCGCCAAACAAAUACAACGACAAGCUAAUGAACUCCAUCUGGGGAUUGUACAAUCGCUAUUCCCCCCAUAAUGUGAAGAAGAACGAGUACGCCCCCACCAAGUGAAGACCUAAAGGUGGGCCCGAUGGCUUCCUCCAGGUCCAGCUGUCGUGCCCCAACUCCGCCAGCAUCCCCACCAGGAUGUUGGCUCAACUCUUAUUAUAUAUAUUCCCCUAAAACUAUAAUCUCAUACUCUAUAAUCUCAAAUAAUCAAUUAAUUGUUUGUAAUUGUCCAUAAAUACCUAUGAUAUUUUAUGUAGACCAUAUACUUUCAACUUAUCAAUUAAAACACUUGACAAUCUUUAGUAACAAAUAUCUAUUUAAUUCUGUAAUGUUUUGUAAAUUUCAAUAAAUACUUAUGAUAUUGUAUGUAAAGGGACAAAA
This is a messenger RNA of Drosophila takahashii, 952 nucleotides long. RefSeq lists its product as uncharacterized. The record is from RefSeq and is a predicted model, not a curated record. NCBI's taxonomy places the organism in Eukaryota, Metazoa, Arthropoda, Insecta, Diptera, Drosophilidae.